AUGAACACUCUGGCAUCGAUUGGGCUUGCAAUUCUGUUGCUUACCUUCAUCGCCCUCAAGUACCAAAAAAACUUGCCAUCAUGGCUUGCCACGGCCAAACGCAUUGUGCAGCGUACCGAUUGCGAUGACAUUAAGAGAAUGGCACCAUACCCAGCCCAGCCCAUCAAGGGGAGGGAUAGAUACCGGGUCAUGAUGGAUAUCCGCAAGCUAGACGUGGAGAACUGGCUCACCUUAGACAAGAACUAUAUGGACGAGCAUGUUGUCAGAAGCGAAUUACUUGCAAAUGAGAAGAAGAAAGUCCUCCAAUGUCUACCAGAGUCAUAUGAAGCUUGUCUCGAGGCGUUGGAGGAAGUCGUCGAGUUUUUGACUCAACGAUUUGCCAACAUGUUCGAUAUGAAGAAGAACGGCGAGGAAACAGCGGUUUACAACAAGGUGACGGGCGAAACAUUCGUUUUCGGUGGAGACAGGUCAGGUCAGAUGGACCCUCUUGAGAUUGCUGUGAGGUUGACAAUGGAGGACCUGAGCAUUCUGAUGAAGAAUGCAGAUGGGGAGUAUUACCUGGCCGCAAGUGCAAGCUUAUUCCCCGUGGGAUGGACAGUAGCGGAACGGAUUGGAUGGACGAUCUCCCAGCUGCAUAACCCGGUUCCUUUAUGGCACCAGCAGGUAGCUAAUUCUGUCAGCAAGUUUCUGUGUCGUCUGACCCCUGAGUCCCCUAUGGAACGUUCCAACUAUUUUGUCGAAGUAAAACGGCCAGAUGAGAAACUGUUUGAUAUUCUGUACCGGCCUACCACUUUAUCUGAGGACAACCCGGACCCGUCUCCGCAAGAUCUCGUCGUUCGCCGUGAACGGCAGACUUUCCGUAGGCUUCCUCGGACUGGUACAAUUGUGUUCGGGGUCAAGACCUUCUUGACCACGCUGGAUGAGCUCCCGAUGCAGGAGCUUGAGAACUUGGCCAGAGAAGUGAAAAGUUGGCCAGAACACGUGGGUGAAUACAAAGGCAGAGAAAUCUGGGGAGCGAAGGCGCUCGAAUUCUGUGAGAAGAGGCGUCAGCAGCAGGAGAAGGAACCCGAAAAGAUGGAUGUUUAA
Molecule: messenger RNA, 1086 nt
Organism: Aspergillus puulaauensis
Lineage: Eukaryota; Fungi; Ascomycota; Eurotiomycetes; Eurotiales; Aspergillaceae
Product: heme-dependent oxidative N-demethylase family protein
Exons: 3
Coding region: 1-1086 (361 amino acids)
Source: RefSeq, a predicted model, not a curated record